AUGCUCCGUGCAGUUCUUCUCUUCUUGGCCUUCUCGGCUGUCUCCGCGUAUCAAUGCAAUGGAACGACUACAAUCGAAACACCUUCCGAUCUAUCCCAACCGACCUUCUAUCCGCUCGGGUGGAAUGAGAAUCAGCCGGUCCCGCAGAUUGAUCCAGAUCAAGCAUGUGCGCUCUACGUGAACAUUACUCAGGGCGUCUAUGCCACUGUCACAUUCUACAGACAGUUCGGAAGAACUGGUGGAAUGUAUGUGCUGUAUUCGAACAAUAAAAUUGAACUGUAAGUUGGAAAUAUUGCACUUUACAUCUGUUUUUCUACAUUUCCAGGCUGGAAGACAACGAUCCGAAUCCGUUCAUCUUCGUCGCUCCGAAUUUCAAGCUGAACUUCGGAUCUUACAAAGAAUUGGGUUACAACUCGAACGGUUUCGCCUUCAAGAUCGUCUGGGCUCAGUAUCCGGCCAUCAAGCAGAACGUUGUGAACAUCUACAAGGGAGCCGCUCCCGUGGCCGUCUCCGCCAACAACGCCCUGACUUCUUUCAUCGGAGCCACCAACUCUCUGAUCUCCCUCGUCGCAUUCUCUCUUGCCGAUCCUUCCACAAACGCCCUCCUCCGACAAUCCGCCGUUUACGCCGGCGAUUCUGUUAAUGGAGAAUUCGUCGGAACUCUCGGACAAGUCGUUUCCUCGCAGACGAAACUGACGACCUACAAGAACAAAAUGUCUGUGUACACUUUCGGACUGAGUCAGACAAUCGACUCGCCACUUUUCAUGGCUCAAGACUGGAACGACGGGAAGGGACCGUGGAUUUACAAAGGGGCCAAUUGUCCGUCGGCGGGAAGGUGCAAUGUGACGCUCAAUGGAAAUGCGGACAAAGCGAUGACGGUGACUGACUUUGACGGCGUCGAGACGAUCCAGGAUUUCAAUGCGUUCCCUCCACAGACUGUGAUCAAUGUGUACGAGAAUAACUACUCGAACACCACUUGCAUCGCUACCUUGACGUAAGGAAGACUUGAAUACUUUGAAUACUUUGAAAAGCUCAAUCCUAAUGUCUUUCAGUUCCGUCGCUUUCCGCCAACAACUUCCGAUUCGAGUGAAAGGAACUCUGAAGUACUACGAGAUGAUCGGAAUGGGCCACUGUGAGAUGGUCGUUACUCGGGAGACUUCCAGAGCUUCGCGACUUUGA
Caenorhabditis sp. 36 PRJEB53466 is the source of this 1179-nucleotide messenger RNA. Lineage: Eukaryota; Metazoa; Nematoda; Chromadorea; Rhabditida; Rhabditidae. The record is from the annotation of a GenBank genome assembly.